Molecule: messenger RNA, 1104 nt
Organism: Entamoeba dispar SAW760
Lineage: Eukaryota; Evosea; Mastigamoebida; Endamoebidae
Exons: 1
Coding region: 1-1104 (367 amino acids)
Molecular function (GO): protein binding; guanyl-nucleotide exchange factor activity
Source: RefSeq, a predicted model, not a curated record
AUGGAAGAUAAUAAUAUCAUAAGAAUUCAGGCAUUACUUGUUGGAUUUAAUACUCGUAAGAAGUAUAAUUUGAGACAAAUAUAUAUUCAAAAAGGUAUUGUUAAAGAAGCAGUUGAAACAGAAGAAUCGUUAUUAAAAAAAAUGAAAACUAUGAAAGAUAUAUAUCAACCCCCUUUAAAACAAGUUAAUAUUGAUGAGACAUCAUAUAAAGUCCAUUUAAUAUUUGAAUAUCUUGAUGCAUGUAUUGAAUCAAGUCAACAAAUUGUAAAAUAUGGGAAACAAUUUCUUGAGAAUUAUAAAAUAGAUACACAACCAUCACAAUUUUUUUCAUUUGUUACAUUUCAUUUAUGGGCAUAUGGAGAAUACACUAUUAAUUAUAAUAUUACUAAAACAAUGUUAAAUGAAUUAACAAAAAAUAUAAUUUAUCAACGUUUAUUAAGUAUUAUUGAUUCUAAACAACCACAUGGAUGGGUAAUAAGUGAUCUUAUUAUUGAACCAAUGCAAAGAACUCCAAGAUAUCCAUUAUUAUUAAAUACAUUAAUAAAAGUAACUAAUGAAAAUAAUAAUGAUUAUCAAUCAUUAUUAACUGUUAAAAAGGAUUAUGAUUAUUUUACUGCUUUAGUUAAUGAAAAAACAGUAAUGAGAGAUAAUCUAAGAAUACUUGCUGAAAAUAUGGAUUUUCCUCAAAUUAUUAUACCACGAAGAUACUAUAUUGGUGGUGAUAUUAUGGCAUAUAAUAAAAAAAAGUGUGAAGGUCAUUUAUUUAAUGAUAGAAUUAUUUGGUUUGCUGUAUCAAAAGGUUCAAAAAUUGGUAAACAAAAUGAAUAUUAUAUUGAAGGUGAAUUUAUUUUUGAUAGUAAAACUCGAGUUGUACUUUCAAGAAAUAUUGUUUCUUUAAAUAAAUAUGGAUUAAUGCCAAUUCAAAUGUCUUUAGGCUCUAAAAAAACAGCUGAAAAAUGGAAAGAGACUAUUAAUAAUUUAUUAUUUUCUGGAAUAUGGGAUAUGGCAAAUGAAAAUAGUUGGAUGAAUACCGUUGAUUGUCAUUGUACUUUUGUUUCUUAUAUUACUCCAAUGUUUCCAAAAAUUACUAAAAUAAAGAGAUAA